This is a messenger RNA of Saccostrea cuccullata (small rock oyster), 1464 nucleotides long. Its product is annotated as contactin-5-like. The transcript has 12 exons. Gene Ontology annotation, biological process: cell-cell adhesion. Bases 1 to 1452 code for a protein of 483 amino acids. NCBI's taxonomy places the organism in Eukaryota, Metazoa, Mollusca, Bivalvia, Ostreida, Ostreidae. The record is from RefSeq and is a predicted model, not a curated record.
AUGCGUCGAAUUCUGGUGGCAAUUGGUUCCAUACAGACGCCCACGGAACCUAAAGGACAUGGUGGAGUAUGUCCAUCCAACCUUCCCCCCGUGAUAAAGUCAGAGUUUAAACAAGAGUAUUUCUUGCCUCGUUUUCAUUCUUCUCCUUUGACUCUACUAUGUAGUGCUCACAACGGUGAAAUCACGUAUAGUUGGUUUAAAAAUUACAUGAAAUUCAACAACAAUGGGCGUAUUGUAGUGAACAAGAAAACUGGAGCAAUCUUCUUCCAAAAUCUCGCACAGAGUGAUUUUGGAGAAUACUAUUGUUUGGCAGAAAAUAAAUAUGGAACUUCGGUAUCCUUGUUUGUUAAAAUCUCUGAAGCAAUUCUUGAUAAAUUUCCUACGAAGACGCUGACACAAACUUGUGAGGAACAUCAUCAUUGUCAGCUGAAUUGUAUGGAUAAACCUAGAUGUGAGCCGAGAGAAUCGUGUGAUAUAGAAUGGAAAUAUGGCAUAGGGACAUCGAAUACUGUAUCCAUAGGAAAUGAAACAGCAGUGGACAGUGAAGGGAAUCUUCAUUUCCUAAGCAUAAGUAAAUCUGAUGGCGGCAAAACAUAUGCCUGUGGAAUUUGGAACGAACGCAAAAAGACGCUUGUUACUGGGGAGUCAAUAAACCUCCAAGUAUAUGAUUCCAGGACUGAAACCAUUCCUGUUCAUGCAGUAUAUCAAAGUAAAUAUAAGGCAUUUGCUGGUAAACUCGGAAUACUGAAGUGUAUUUUCUCUGGAAGUCCAGUUCCUGUUAUAAAAUGGAAAAACAAGAAUGGUUCCAGCAUAGAAAGUAAUCAAAAGUAUAUCAUUAAAGAAAAUGGUAGACAACUACAGAUAAUGAACCUUACCUUUGACGACGAGGGUCAAUAUCAAUGUAUAGCCCAUGACAACAUUACCCAGAAUCCAUUCCUUAAUGUAACUUCCCCUCCAAAAUUUGUUGAAAACAAUAGACGUUUCUUGACUAAGAUUGCAGAGAACUCUUCUAGUGACGUAAUUAUUUUAUCAUGCGAUGCUGUUUCUGCGCCAGGGGAAGCAUAUCCAGUAGUGACCAGAUGGAUGAAAAACGGCAACGUUCUCAACUCCUAUCAAGAUUUUGUAAUUCAGCUGUCUGGUAACGGUAGGAUAUUACAAAUACACAAAACAAAAUUGGGAUAUGGAGGAAGUUACCAGUGUGUAGUAGAAAACAGCGAGGGCGUUGCAGUGGCGAACUUUCUUGUACGCAAUACACCUUUUGAGUAUGAACGUCAUUGGGUGGUUAAAAACAGAACAAUAAUAAUAGUGACUAUUUUUUCAACAUUGGGUGCUGUUAUGCUAGUAAUGCUGGGUUUCGUGAUCAGAAAAAGGUGUUCUGGUAUUCCACGAUACUUAACUUCCAGAAGGAGAUCCAGGACAAGACAUGUUUAUGACGUCAUCACGGCGAUCUAGAUGUGAUAAGGA